Messenger RNA from Pararge aegeria (speckled wood butterfly), 700 nucleotides. RefSeq names its product peptidyl-tRNA hydrolase 2, mitochondrial-like. Gene Ontology annotation, cellular component: mitochondrion; cytosol. The transcript is spliced from 2 exons. Lineage: Eukaryota; Metazoa; Arthropoda; Insecta; Lepidoptera; Nymphalidae. The coding region runs from base 197 to 676 and encodes 159 amino acids. Gene Ontology annotation, molecular function: peptidyl-tRNA hydrolase activity. The record is from RefSeq and is a predicted model, not a curated record.
GAUGAUAUGUCUGUGUGAAAUUUUUAGGUUGUUUUAAAUUUUAUAGGGUGAUAAUUUAUUACAGCUUUCUUGAUUCUUCAUUUGUAUUUUAGUGGCUUUUCUAGAGCUCUAAAUCCAGUUAAUUAAAUAUACGCCUGCAGCUAAAUUAUUUAAUAACUUAUAGUAUUAAAUUCCAAUCAUUUCGAACCGACAAAAAAUGGAUUUAAACUUCCUUUCUGGUUUGGGAUGCGGUAUUUGCAUCGGGAUUUCUAUAUUUGCAUUUAGAAAAUAUUUUGGAACCAUCACCGAGACUGCCAAAGCGGUGAAAAAGAUUGCAUCAGAUGCUGAGUACAAAUUGGUAUUAGUUGUACGAACAGACCUAAACAUGGGUAAAGGAAAAAUUGCAGCUCAGUGUUGUCAUGCAGCAGUGGGGGCAUAUGAAAAAGCUUUAAAACGAGACCCUGAAGGUUUAAAAAGUUGGCAAAUGACUGGCCAAGCAAAAAUAGCACUCAAAACAGAUUCUGUAGAUGAAAUCAAGCAAAUAGCGGACAAUGCUAAGAAAAUGGGACUUGUUACUUCAUUAGUAAGAGAUGCAGGACGGACACAGAUAGCUCCCAACUCCAUUACAGUGCUUGGUGUUGGACCUGCGCCUAAAGAUGUUAUUGAUAAAGUCACUGGACAUUUAAAAUUAUUGUAAUAAUAAGUUGUUAUGUAAAUGAAA